Messenger RNA from Labrus bergylta (ballan wrasse), 1400 nucleotides. It is a transcript of the gene srxn1, whose product is annotated as sulfiredoxin 1 homolog (S. cerevisiae). The record is from RefSeq and is a predicted model, not a curated record. NCBI's taxonomy places the organism in Eukaryota, Metazoa, Chordata, Actinopteri, Labriformes, Labridae. Gene Ontology annotation, cellular component: cytoplasm. Gene Ontology annotation, biological process: cellular response to oxidative stress. Gene Ontology annotation, molecular function: sulfiredoxin activity.
CCUACGUAAACAAACUAGUUUCGAGGAAGUAGAUGAACCAGGCUGCUACGGUCAGCAGGUAAAUGUUUCGGCUUUGGCUCGGCGGUAACCCCGGGGUGAAACUGUUUGUUUCGUCUUGUAGAAACAUGACGUCAGAGUCCAUUCAGUCAGGUCAGUCGAUUCACUCGGACAACAUCAAAGAGGUUCAUCACGUCCCGAUGGAUGUCAUCAUCAGACCUAUUCCUCCUGUACUGGAUGAGCUCAAAGUCCAGAGUCUGAUGAACACAAUAAAGGAGUCGGCAGACGUCAGUGUUGUUCCUCCCAUUGAUGUGCUCUGGAUCAAAGGUCGAGAGGGGGGGAAUUACUACUACUCUUUCGGAGGCUGUCACAGGUUCGCUGCCUAUCAGAGGUUAAACAUGUCGACCAUCCCAGCCAAGCUCAUCAAAUCAAACAACUCAGACCUCACCACCUACCUGGGGGCUUCCACACCUGAUCUGCGCUGACGCUGGAGCAGCUUAGAUUUUUUUUUUUUUUUCAGAGACUUCGUUCAGGUGAUUCACACACAUGGAGCUUUCUCUUUCAGCUGCUGACUGCAGAGUGACGAUUUACCAGCAGGGGGAAAUGUAACUCUUUAACCAAACAAAAAAAGUUUGUUUUUUUUAGAACUUAUGUAAUGUUAUUUAAAGGAUAUAUAUCAGUCUGUUUGUGUAAAUCUGUGUUUUAUUUAUAUAAACUAUACCCGUCCACCAAGAGAAUGUCUGCCAUGUAAAGGAUUUAAUAUCUAUCACCAGUUUUUUCUAAUAUAAACAAAUUCAUAUUUACUGGCAGUUAUUUUUUUGUACAGUUGAAAUUAUGACGGGGAAAUAGCUGAGUGACAGCAGAGGUUUUCACUUGUGAUAGUAGGAAACAUACAGGUCUAAGUAAUAAUAAUAACAAUGCCUCCCCAGUGAUACGUAAAGUCUUGACAAUUUGACAUUGUCAGCCGGGUGUAUUGCUGAAUUCUGACAUGUUGGCAAUUUAGUGCCACUCCUUAACAUCUAAAAACAGAUACAAAAAUCACUACUUUUGAACUUUUAAUGUAAAUAUCAGUUUUGGAUUUUAUUUAGAUGACAACUUUUUGCAGCUUUUUUGAUUUGUCAAAUGUUUUUUAAGCAAAAAUGGGACGUGUCCUUGUUGUAUUUCCUGAUGACUACAGCCGCUGAGUUACAAGUCAGACCCUGACACCCUUGGUGAGGACAGGGGGAUUUUGUAUGAUCAUUGCAGGUCAGAUUUAGUCCCAUGUGUAGUCCCCUCACUCCGACAUCUUUGCAUGUCUAAAGCUCCUGUUUGUGCACGUGUGGAGAUGGGCCUAGCAACUGAGAGAAAAACAGAGUAUAAAGACAAAUUUCCCACAGAGGAUUAAUUAAGUAUACAAAAUUCAA